UCCACCAUGAAUUGGCUCAAAUCCACUCUGUCCGCCGUUGCGGGCACGCAGGAACCGAUAUAUGGCCCUGAAGCCAUCCAGCCGGUCUCCCAGCAACAGACUGAGGAUGCCCCGUACACCGAGCUCACCAAGCACGACUUGCGGUGGCGUGCCUAUCAGUACACCAAUGUAGAGACUCAGACGUACUAUGCUAUGGCUGAUAAUGGCACGUUGGUGAUGGUCCAGAUCAUCUACAGCAACAUCGCGGGCAUCCAUACUACCGCCCAGUUCAACUGCAAGAUCUUCAACACUUCCGGCGACGGUACCCCACACAUCUGGUUCUCGGACCCUCUGUACAACCACAUGUUUGAUGAAAGCAUGUCCUCCUUUGCUGCUGAUAACAUUUCACUGUCUCUAAAUGAGGAGGGCAAUGCCUACACCCUUAAGUCCGCCGUGAACGAAGGGUGUCUUGUGGACUUGACGUUCAACCGCGCUGCGCCUGGCUUUGCUAUUGGCAAAGAUGGUACUACAUACUUUGGUACCGACCCCCAAAAUCCCUGGGGUUCGAUGCGCCAUAUGUUCUGGCCUCGGUGUAAUGUCACGGGAACCAUCACCACAAAGGAGAAGGUGCACGACAUGACAGGCCGAGGAAUGUUCUCUCAGGCUCUUCAGGGCAUGAAGCCCCACCAUGCAGCUUCUCGCUGGAACUUCAUCAACUUUCAAACUCCGUCAUUUUCCGCUAUCAUGAUGGAGUUCACAACACCACCAUCGUACGGGUCUACCGUGGUUAACGUUGGCGGUAUCGCCAAGGACGGCGAGAUCAUUUAUGCCGGAACUACCAACAGUGCAACCCACACAGAGGCGUCCCAAGAUGAGACGAGCGACUGGCCGGAGCCAAAGUCCAUCAAAUGGGUCUGGGAAGGCAAGACGAAAGACGGCAAAACCGUUACAGCGGAGGUUGAUGGCCCCCUCGGGCCUAAGCUAGACCGUAUCGACGUCAUGGCUGAAGUGCCGGGCUUUAUCAAGACCAUUGCCGGUAGUGUCGCAGGGGCACGACCUUACAUCUUCCAGUACUCCCCUCAACAGAAGCUCUCCCUCAAACUCAAGGUCGGCGACGAGGAGUUCACGGAGGAGGGCAGCAUGUUCUCCGAGGCCACUUUCAUUUCCUAAGUGCUUUACGUACAUAUAAUGUUUCCUUUGUAACGGCGUUGAGUGCUUGCUCAAUAUACGUGCCACGAAAUUACAUUACAUCCAUAAAGCAGCCGAGUCUACGGAGUAAUACAGAAUAGUGUAUAGUUUAAUGCCAUUCCCGCUUCUCGA
This is a messenger RNA of Aspergillus nidulans FGSC A4, 1299 nucleotides long. Its product is annotated as survival factor 1 family protein. Lineage: Eukaryota; Fungi; Ascomycota; Eurotiomycetes; Eurotiales; Aspergillaceae. Gene Ontology annotation, cellular component: endoplasmic reticulum membrane; cytoplasm; Golgi apparatus. The coding region runs from base 7 to 1149 and encodes 380 amino acids. The transcript is spliced from 5 exons. Gene Ontology annotation, biological process: response to oxidative stress; intermembrane lipid transfer. The record is from RefSeq and is a predicted model, not a curated record. Gene Ontology annotation, molecular function: lipid transfer activity.